Hirsutella rhossiliensis is the source of this 1053-nucleotide messenger RNA. RefSeq names its product cytochrome P450. The transcript is spliced from 3 exons. The record is from RefSeq and is a predicted model, not a curated record. Bases 1 to 1053 code for a protein of 350 amino acids. Lineage: Eukaryota; Fungi; Ascomycota; Sordariomycetes; Hypocreales; Ophiocordycipitaceae.
AUGGUCCAGCCAGGAGGAGCCCGAGGCGACGAGAGGCAGCUCCCAGCCCAUCACCGCACCCGCCCCCAGCUCGACGACGACGUGCGGGAUCGCCGCAGCGUCCAGAGCUGCAGCAGGAGCCACAGCAGAAACGGCUCCUUCACCCACAGCAAGAGCAGCUACAGCGACAGGGCCGACUCGGCCCACGGCGUCUACGCGCCCUCGCCCCUCGGCUCCAGCCCCAGCCCCAGCCCUGCCUCGAGCCUCGUCUUGACCAACCCGGCGCCGAGCUACCGGCCCCUGAGGCGCCAGCUCUCGCACUCGACCGACGGCGACCAUGGCGACAGCCCGGCCUCGUCGCCCACCUCGAGGCACGAGCUCGCCCGCCGCCUCAGCCAGCUCGCCCACCAGCUCUCCUACGGCGAUGACGCCGACGAGCCCGCCCUCGGCGCACACUUCGGCAGCCUGCAGCACGCCGUCGCCAGCGGCACCCCGAGCCCGCCCUCGCGCCGCUCCACGAGCCUCGAGAUGCCCAGCCGCAGCGAUAUGGGCUCCAUCCUUGGCUCGCCCGUCUCCUCCAUGUUCCGCUCGCGCUUCUCCGACCUGUCCGCUUCGCUGCACCGCGAGCGUGAGGCGGAGCGCGAGCACGAGCCGCCGCAAAAGGUGGGCAUGACGGUCGACCAGGCCAACAAGGUCAUUGCAGAGAUGGGCAAGCUCAACGACGAGCUGUCCGCCGUCGUCAGCAACCUCAAGGCUCGCCAGGAAGAGUCGGAUCACAUCCACGGCCUCCUCGUCGAGCGCGCCGAGCGGGCAGCCCAACGAAUCAUGUUUCUCCAAAACCGCAUCACAUAUCUGGAGCAAGAGCUCGAGGAAAACGACGACGAGCUGCAGCACCUGCGCAUCUGCCUCAAGGCCGUCGAGAUCCAGAUGCCCCCGCACCCCGACCGCGAGCUCCAGCGCUGCAUCGCCACCUUCAAGCACGAUUACCAGGCGCUCAAGACGAAGCGCGCCGGCCGCGCCGGCCUCGGCAGCUUCGACUCGUCGACGGCCAACUCUCCGACGCGGACGCGAUGA